AAAAAAAAAAAAAAAAAAAUCCAAAUCAUUUCGCUGCCUCUCUCUCUCUCUCUUUCUCUCUCUCUCUCUUUCUCUCACACACACACUCUCUCUCUUACUCUCUCUACUUUCACUCCCUCACUCAGUCGGUUCACUUCAGUGAGCAGCAACGGAGCACAGCAGCUCUCCAGCACCCAGCAGCACACAGAAUGCAAGGAAUCUGCCUCUCUUUAGUAAAGCAGAAGCUCCAGUAAGAGCAGCAGGAGCAGCUUGGAAAAGAAGAAACAGAAGUGAAAAGAGGACAGAGUGAAGAGAGGAAACUAAAAAAAGAGGAAGAAUUUUAGGAGCUGGAGAGUCCAGCUGUGUCCUGUUUGCCCCAUUUAGGGUGCUUAGGGUCUCAGUGCUGUGUGAGUGAUGGGGCGGCUGAGGCAGCUGCUGCUAUGCCUGUGCACGCUGCUGUGGCUCAGCAUGCCAAGCGGCGUGAUGCCAGCUGUCCCCCUUGAGGACUUUUACCCAUUUGGACACGAACAGGGUGACUCUCAGACCAUCACACAGGAUGAUGGAGGAUCUGGACUGGUGGAGAUCUCAGUGGCAUUCCCUUUCUUUGGAGAUCGGCACACUGGGCUCUAUGUCAACAACAAUGGCCUUGUGUCUUUUCUAAAGGAAGUGUCCCAAUUCACACCAGUGGCCUUCCCCAUCUCUGGUGACCGCAGGGUAGUAGCUCCAUUCUGGGCUGAUGUAGACAACCGACAAGCUGGGAUAGUGUUUUACAGAGAGAGCAAAGAUCCUGCUAUGCUGAAGAGAGCUACAGAAGACAUCCACUACUAUUUCCCAGAAUUCCCCACAUUCACAGCAACAUGGGUCCUCAUCGCUACUUGGCAUAAUGUCACUUUUUUUGGUGGGAGCCCGGUUACUCCGGUGAACACAUUUCAAGUAGUGCUGAUUACAGACGGUGAGCUCUCCUUCACCAUCUUCCAGUACCACAAUGUCACAUGGACCACAGGAAUGCAUGCGAGCAGUGGGGGAGAUCGCUCAGGCCUGGGGGGCAUCGCUGCGCAGGCAGGUUUUAAUGCUGGCGACGGGAGGCGCUAUUUCAACAUCCCGGGGUCUCGGACUGAUGAUGUAGUAGAGGUGGAGACCACCACAAACGUGGGGUAUCCAGGGCGCUGGGUGUUUCGCAUUGAUGAUGCUCAGGUGGAGGUGGGCAGCUGCAAUGACUCAGCGUCAGUCUGUCCACACCUGAGGCCCUGUCUGAAUGGCGGCCGUUGCAUUGAUGACUGCAUCACUGGAAAUCCUUCUUUCACUUGCUCAUGCCUGGCUGGUUUCACUGGCCGUAGGUGCCAGAUAGAUAUUGACGAGUGCUCCUCAUAUCCCUGUCAGAACGGAGGCACGUGUACGGAUGGAGUGAACAGCUUUACCUGCCACUGUCCACCAGGAUUCACAGGACCCCUCUGUGAAACAGACAUUGACGAGUGCCAGGAGAAUCCAUGCCUCAAUGGAGCGCGAUGCAUCGAGGGCGAGGGGAGCUUCACCUGCCAAUGCCAGGCAGGUUACACCGGAUCUGUGUGUGAGACAGACAUUAAUGAGUGCGAGUCCAUGCCAUGUGUAAACGGAGGUGUGUGUGAGGACAAGGUGAAUAAUUACACAUGCACCUGUACUGCAAACUUCACCGGAAGCCAAUGUGAGACAGAAUUAGUAAUCAUGACCAAUUCCACCAGUACUGAAACUGCUAAUCAGACAACUUCCUGUGAGCAAGAAGGCUGCAAGAACUGCGAGUACAUCAGUUCUGGAAACUACAACUGCACCUGCAAGCCAGGCUACUAUGGAGACCACUGCGAAGAAGAGUGUCUCUGCCAGAAUGGAGGUGUUUGCAUUGAUGCAAAUGGCACCUGUGAAUGUCCAACGGGUUUCACUGGACUCUACUGUCAGUUUGAGGUCACACAGACACCAUGCAGUAACAGCAGGCCGUGUCCAGAUGGGGGUCCAUGUUUGGAAUAUGGGGGCACAUACCUUUGCACGUGCCAAACCGGCAUUGACUUUGAGCAUGAUCACAAGGACUUCUACCCUUAUGUACAGCCCCAAUCGGCCUGUGAUUCUUCACCAUGUCAAAAUGGAGGUUACUGCUAUGAGCAGGAUGGAGGCUACACCUGCGAGUGUGAGCACGGCUACAGGGGGGAAAACUGUGAAAAAGUCAGAUUAAGUAUGUGUGCCUCUAGCCCCUGCCGAAAUGGCGGGUCCUGUAAAGAAGAGUCAGGGAGCUACUACUGUGUGUGUCCUUACCGGUUUACAGGAAAACACUGUGAAGUGGGGAAACCAGACCCGUGUGCCUCUGGCCCGUGCAUGAAUGGAGGAACGUGUUUCCAUUACAUCGGCAAAUACAAGUGUGAGUGUCCUGGAUCCUUCAUGGGAAGACACUGUGAGAUCAGCAAAGGAGCCAGUCCGGCUUUGGACGGAAAUGAUUGUGGUCCCCCUCCUAAGGUGAAGCAUGCUGAGGUACAGUUCUCUUCCACCAGCCCUGGCUCCUUGGCUCUGUAUACAUGCCACCCAGGUUACACUCCCAACCCCAGAGCCACACAGAGCAUCUGCAGCAGCCAUGGUUCCUGGAGUCAACCUCCGGUCUGUGACGAAAUAAACGAGUGCUUGUCUCAGCCGUGUAUGAAUGGAGGCACGUGUCGAGACCGAGUGGCCUCCUUCCUGUGUGAGUGUGAGUCUGGAUAUACUGGCCAACGCUGUCAGACAGAGCAGGAUGGAUGCGAGUCAAAUCCCUGCCAGAAUGGAGGUGUGUGUCGAGGCUACAGGAGGAGGCAUCUGUGUGUGUGUAAAGAGGGCUACACUGGGGAUCGCUGCCAGACUUUGGAAAACCCGUGUGUAUUACAGCCGUGUGGGAACCGAGGCUUCUGUCGCAGUGACAGGAGAGGAAAUUACAGCUGUGCCUGCAGGGUGGGACACACAGGCCGUGACUGUGAGAGAGAUCUCCUGCCUCCAUCUGGCUUGCACGUGCUGAGAGUUGAGGAAAGCGAGGUGGAGCUACAAUGGGAUCAAGCUGACACCAAUCAGAACCUGAUCAGUGGUUUUGCCAUCACUUACGCUCCGAUUGGGCGUAGCCCACGAAAAACAGACUUUCUGGAGAGGCAGCAUUCAACCUAUGUGCUACAGGGCCUGAGUCCAGGACAGCUUUACAACAUCUCCACCUACUCAAUCAAACGCAAUUCCAACAGCAACGAUAUCAGCCAGCCUGCGAUUGCCCUCAUACGCACAAGGCCUCGGAAGGUGGAUCAGCUGCAGGUGGUGAAUGUGUCCUCGUCCCAGGUGUGGCUACAGUGGCUAGUGCAGGCAGGCCGGCAUGCCGCUGUCAACCUGGUGCGGGUUUCUCUGGUGCCCUCGGAUGGGAGUGGCACUCGCACUGCUGUCCUGAACACCAGUGUUACAGAAUACAGCUUCAGUUCUCUUCUUCCAGGUCAGAUGUACACUGUAGAUGUGCUGACACAGAGUGGACUUCGUCCUGAGGACCUGCCUUCCACCAGCCACUCUUCUGGACCCCUGCACCUCUGGACAAAACCAUUGCCUCCCCAGAACCUCUCACUAUCCCACGUGAGCUCCAGCACUGCACGUGUCACAUGGGACCGGCAUCCAAGGAGCAUCCCUGAUGGCUUUGUGGUGAAUGUGACACAUGGCCUAACCACUCGGAGCCGCUAUCUGCCUGAUGGAACUCUGAGCAUGUACACCAUACGAGAAUUGAGCCCGGGGCAGCACUAUCGGCUUGCCCUGACUGCUGUGCGCAACACAGGCCACGAGCAGAUCCACAGUGUGGCCCAGCACUUAGCCUUCACUACACUACCUCUGGAGGAGCCGCAGAAGAAAGCUGAGAGAGCUCAGGGAGGUCGGGACACGUCUAGCAGGCGAACUCAGACUCGCACUAAACUACAACAUCAAGGCUCUGAUAAAGACAGGGAACAUUCUGAAGAACUGCCCAGAUACACAGAGCUGAUAGAUGGUCGGGGGAGGAUAACAGCCAAAUUCACCAACUCACAGCGCAAAGUCAUUCGCCAUCGCACAAAACCUGAACCUCCAAUCAAAUUAGAGAGAAUGGAGGAAACAACCAACAAAAUCAGUCUGGCUCUGGAGAUCCCUGAAGAAGUGACAAAGAGGAAAAGUGAGUCUCAGCGUGACUGCAGAACUCAGCCGUGUCAGAAUGGAGGGACUUGCAUACAGAGUGAAGACACUUUCAGCUGUGAAUGUCCAACGAGCUUUAAGGGCAGACAGUGUGAACUGUAUUGUCAACGAGUAAAACAUCCGUGUACCCGCCUCUACUCUGAAACAAAGAGCGUGCCUGUAUGGGAGGAUGGAGUCUGCCAUUAUCUAUAUAAAAGAACAUAUAAAGUACAACAGGACAUUUGUUUUAGAGAGAUCUGUGAACCUGUGCUCAAUAAGAAAAAUCCCAACCGCAGAACGCAAAGGCAGCAAUAAAGGAAGCUGUAGUAACUUGGUGAAGCACAAACCCCUCUUCAUACAAAACGCGACAGUUUUAUGGACAAGUUUUUUCCACCUCUCAUUCUGUAGAUUACCAUGUAUCAUACAUUCUGGCAGUUACCCUGCAUCAAUAGCAUACCUCAACUGGAAUGGAUUUGUAAUGUUGACACUAAGUGGCUACGUAGUCCCUCAGGGAAUUUUUCUUUAAACGCUGACCCCAUUGCAUCUCCCUUCAGCAACUACAUCUUAUACAGCCUUAGAACUGGUACUCUUCAAAAUCUUUUUUCCUCGCUCACUCAACAAGAGCACAAACAAUUAAUGGAAGCAUCUCACAUGUCUCUGUGUUUGUAUAAAUCCAGCUUCUCUGCUAGCUAUCCUGUAAAUAGUGUUUAUAGGUGUGUUUUGUAGGUGAAUAUUUUAAUAAUAAAAUUAUUAAAAUUG
This is a messenger RNA of Pangasianodon hypophthalmus (striped catfish), 4890 nucleotides long. RefSeq names its product sushi, nidogen and EGF-like domains 1 (gene sned1). Gene Ontology annotation, molecular function: protein binding; calcium ion binding. Gene Ontology annotation, biological process: cell-matrix adhesion. The transcript has 31 exons. The coding region runs from base 394 to 4446 and encodes 1350 amino acids. The record is from RefSeq and is a predicted model, not a curated record. Lineage: Eukaryota; Metazoa; Chordata; Actinopteri; Siluriformes; Pangasiidae.